This is a messenger RNA of Sphaerodactylus townsendi, 6460 nucleotides long. Its product is annotated as cytosolic phospholipase A2 epsilon-like. Gene Ontology annotation, biological process: glycerophospholipid catabolic process. Gene Ontology annotation, cellular component: cytosol. Gene Ontology annotation, molecular function: calcium ion binding; calcium-dependent phospholipid binding. The record is from RefSeq and is a predicted model, not a curated record. The coding region runs from base 17 to 2449 and encodes 810 amino acids. Lineage: Eukaryota; Metazoa; Chordata; Lepidosauria; Squamata; Sphaerodactylidae. The transcript is spliced from 20 exons.
UCUGCUGAAAAUCACAAUGGGGAUAUUUUCAAGCAAGGAACAGACAGAGUCUGCUCCAUGCAGCCUGCUCACGGUAAAGAUCAUAAAGAUAAAAAAUCUUCGGAAGGCAGACCUGUUAACCCAGUCUGACUGUUAUGUGACUUUAUGGCUGCCAACUGCUUCAAUGAAAAAAGAAAAGACCCAUACUGUGAACGAUAACAAAGACCCAGUGUGGAAUGAAAGUUUUCACUACAGAAUUCAAAAUCAAGUAAAGAACAUUCUAGAGCUCCGAGUGUAUGAUGAAGAUAGACAUACUGAAGAUGAUCACCUCCUGACUGUUUUCUUUGAUGUAUCUAAAAUCAAUCUUGGAGAAACAACCCGCCUGAAUUUUCAGCUGAAUCCAAAGGGUGAGGAGGAACUAGAAGUUGAAUUCACACUGGAAAGCAGCCCCGAUGUUCCAGAAAAAAUUGUUACGAAUGGAGUUUUAGUGUCUCGUGAAGUUGCCUGUUUGGAAGUUCAAAUCGAUAACGGACGAAUGAAGCAGGAUUCAACACAACGAAGAUACAAUCUUUCAGUUGGUGGAUCCCAUGAAGGACCCCAGGAGCUCACAUUGGGCAACUGGCUUUGUCCUGCAUCUUCAGUUAAAUUUCACUUUAUAAAAUAUUUCCAGUCAGAACUGGACAUUGAACUCCCAAGGUGGCUCUGUUCGGCAUCCAGUGAACCAAAUGAGUCAAAGAGCAUUCCCCUGAAUUCACUUCCUAUACGAGAGAAUGUAUCAGUAGCACCGAACAAAACAUUUGAGUUGGAUGUGAAGUCAAAAGAUUGGACUGAAGGCUGGCUGUGGAAAACACCAAAGCAGCUUGAUCUGAGACUAGACUAUGAUCUGUGCUCAAGUGAAAAGAGUUUCCUGCAGAAGCGGAAGAAAGUGGUGGCUGCUGCUCUGAAAGGUGUCCUUCAGUUAGAGCGAGGUCUACAAGAGAAUGAAGUGCCUGUCAUUGCUAUGACAACUACAGGGGGUGGGAUGAGAGCACUGACAGCUAUGUAUGGCAGCCUUUGGGGUCUUCAGAGACUGAAGCUUUUAGACUGUAUUUCAUAUAUCACUGGCUCGUCAGGUGCAACAUGCACCAUGACAAAGUUGUAUGAAGAUGCUGAUUGGUCAAAUAAAGACCUUGGGGAGAUAAUCAAGCAUGCUCGGAAGCAAGCCGCCAAAUCUAAAACGAGUGCCUUUUCUUGUGAGAGUUUAAAGAACUACUACAGGGAGCUAUGUCAGAGGACAGUUGCAGGAUACAAGACAUCCUUUAUAGAUCUUUGGGGACUCAUGAUUGAGGCCAUGCUGAAUGAUGGGAACAAUAAUCAAAAACUAUCAGAUCAGCGAAAGGCAGUGAACCGAGGUCAGAACCCUCUGCCUAUAUACCUGGCACUCAAUGUUAAAGACAAAAUCACCACGAGAGAUUUUAGAGAGUGGGUAGAAUUCACACCCUAUGAGGUAGGAUUCCCAAAAUAUGGAGCCUUUGUUCAUGCUGAAGAUUUUGGAAGCCAAUUUUACAUGGGACGUUUGAUGAAGAAGCUCCCAGAAUCAAGGAUCUGUUUCAUGCAAGGGUUGUGGAGCAGUGUAUUUUCCAAAAAUCUGCUGGAUGCCUGGCAUGCAGCUGACCAUUCAGAAGACUUCUGGAAUAGAUGGACCCAAGAUGCUGUCACUGAAAUUGAGGAAAUACCUGAUUUACCAGAAAGACCUUAUGAGAUGCCAACUAGCAUGUUCACUCCUGCCGGAGGACUUUCCAGCACCCUGCGGGGUAUUUUAACAGACCGUCCAGCAGUAUCAAAGUAUGACAAUUUCUUAAAAGGGUUCCAAAUGCACAAUGAAUACUCCCAGCAUCCACGAUUUUCUAAAUGGAAAGACACUGUCAUUGAUUCUACUCCUAAUCAACUACAAGACCCUGAAGAACACCUGGAACUGGUUGAUACAGCUUUCUUCUUUGAUACCAGUUGUCCACCUCUUCUGAGACCAGAGAGGAAAGCAGAUGUCAUCCUGCACUUCAACUACACAGGGGGGUCACAAACUAAGCCUUUGGAGCAGGCUUCCACGUACUUCUCAGAGCAAGGAAUCCCAUUUCCCAAGAUCCUGCUAAAUGAAGAAGAAAAGAAAAACUUAAAGGAAUGCUAUGUGUUUGACGAGGAAGACAACCCAGAUGCUCCCAUAGUGAUUUAUUUCCCACUAGUGAAUGACUCCUUUCAGAGAUAUGUUGCACCUGGAAUGGAACGAAGUGCAGCUGAAAUGCCACUGGCUAAUAUUGAUCUCUUUAGUGCCUUUUCUCCAUAUUCUACAAGACAGUUCUCCCUGCAAGAGGAGGAUUUCAACAAGCUCCUCAAUCUCACUAAUCACAAUGUGCAGAAUAAUGCAAACACAAUCUUUCAUGUUUUACAAAAGGCAGUAGAAAGGAAGAAACAGAGGCAGUCUUCACACACAUAAUCAUCAUGAAUAUUUCUUCUUUAUUCUCUAAGAAGAAAGAACUAGGUGAAAAUGGACUAGAAGCAUGACUUGAAUUCUGGCUGCUGAAAGUUACUCCUGAUUAUCCUCAUGCAUUUGACAGAGGGUAGUUCCAUGUGUGCUUGAAAACCCCAUAAAACUGGAAAAUAUGCUGCAUUUCUUACCUUUAAAACAGACCGCACAAAUACAUAAAUCUCAAAUAGAACUAAAAUUAAAAAGGCACAAUUAAACUAAAAGUUUUAAAAACAAAAGAAUCAGUUCAUACAUAAUAACUCAGCCUAGUAAUAUAACAACUAAUCACAGUGAUACAGAUAUAUCCAAAAUUGCGAACAAUGGUGGUUUGUGGUGGUGGUAGACUUAGAAGUCCUAGUUUCCCAGGACAAGGUGUGUACCAUUACAUUGCAAUAAAAAGUACACUGAGUACUGAAAACAAAAAUCCAGUCUAAAGAUUAAAUGAUCCAUCCUUAGUGGGUGUAAACCACUCUCUGCAUAAUGUACCUUUUCCAGACUAGGAAGUGGUACCUUUGACACUCCCUCACUUAACAUAAGAAUCCCAACAAUACAGCAGUAAUUAAACAGGCUGCCUUUGAGAAAAGUAGACUCUGCAUACCAUUGAAGUCUAUACUGGAGAACUAGAGAAAUGCAAUUUCCCCACCUCACCCGGUCUCACUGCAGCUUCUUUGCCCCUGAACUUGUAUUUCAUCAAGUCAAUGGACCCAAAGAAACAGUACAGAAGAGCAAAUUUGGAACACAAAUUUGCAGUGAAAAGGGUAAUAAGUGAAACUUCUCUUCCCUCCUCCACAGUUGGAAGAGCCAAUCCAUUGGAGGAGCUGCUGCUGUGCCAACAAAACCGUGCAAUAUGGUAAUUUUUGCUCCUAACGUUUAUCCCGCAUCUAUGGCUGGCAUCUUCAGAAGCAUGUCCAGACAGAAAUGAUCUCACCAUGACAUGUCUCUGAACGUGCCAGACAUAGAUGCUGGAGAAACGUUAGGAGCAAAAACUACCAACCAUGACUACACAGCCUGGAAAAUCCGAAACAGCCAGUUGAUUCCGGCUGUGAAAGCCAGCCACAAUACAUACAUGCACACAGACAGUGAAAAACAGCGCACACCUUUUGAAAUCUUGAUGGCUGUGAUGAAUUGUUUUUGAAAAAUAAGAAAAAAACGAGACAAUAUAUAAUUAUGUACUCAAUACAAAUUAAAUAUGCAGAAUAUAUAUAUAUAAAGUUUUUAUAUAUAUAAAGUUACUGUAGGAAUAAUGAAUAAUGCCAGGACUUUUCAUAUUUAUAUUUCUAUAUCAGAUUUAAUAUACUGUCCCAUCCCCAAAGGGCUCUGGGCGGUAUACAACCAAUAAAACAACCACAUUAAAUCAUGAUCACUAAAACAACAUUUUUAAAUACCUGCUAAACGCAACCUCCAUCUUAAAAUCAGAUGACAUAAACAAUGGACUCAUUGGGUGGUUGGCGUAAUAUGGACAAGCCCCCAAGGUAGAAUAUGGGGCGCAGGGGACGGCAUCUUCAAUGGCCGACCUCCCCAAAAACCCGGAGGAACAACUUUGUCUUGCACGCCUUCUGGAACUGUUCUAGGUUCUGCAAGGCCCGGAUGGCUGGGGGGAGAGUGUUCCACCAGGUUGGGUCCAGGACACUAAAGGCCCUGGCUUUAGGCCUUUAGUAUCAUGGAGGGGCCCAGGACCACCAGCAAAUUGGCCUCUGCCAAACGCAGAGGUCCAACAGGGACAUUUGGGGAUAUUUUUCAUAUACUGUUGGUUUCAAUUAAAUGUUGGUACAUUGCCCCAGUGUGUAUCUUUCUCAUAAAAGAAAGGAUGUUAUAUUUAAGCAUAAAAACAAUAAAAGAUAAUAAAAUGAUAGAAAAACUAGCACCAAAUUAGUCAAGAAUGAAAAAUAUCAAAGAGGUUGAAGUCAAAAUAUUUAUUUUUAUCUGCAAUAGAAAAUUUAACAAAAUAUCAUAGUUAUAAAGAUGCCAGUGAGAAAUAUGGAACAUGUAUAGGGUAAUAAGGUAUAUUUAGCAAAUCCUGGAUACAGAAAAUAGAAACUGAUGUCACCUAGCUGAUGCAAUCAACCUAAGGGGAGUCAGAGAAAAGGCUGAAACAUUUGGCUAGUAACUACAAACCAACCAUUGGGGUUGGAACCUAAUAACAAUUACAUUCCAAAAAUAAAAGGCAACAUUUAAAAUAAUCUGAGGUACGCAUCCAAUUUAUUUACCUUACUUUUUUACAUAUUUGAAUUUCUAUAGAGUAGAUUAAUUGUAUGUAUUUUUCUUGCUUUUUCCUAUUUUUCAGAAAUAUUUUUUUUAAUUCCAGAUUAUUGCUCAAAGACAUAUGCCAUUCUGUGGUCAAGGUGUUAUUCUCACAUUAUUCUCAGGCUUUCAUUUUGGUGAUUCAAAGAAAUUGAUAAAUAUGAACAAGAAUAUGCAGAACAGUUCAGGAUUUAAAAUCAGUUGAUUAUGCUUUAUCAGUGGUUAACAUGCUUUUGCUUUGAAGUUUUGUGUGCAUCACAGAUCUUUGAUCUCCAACUCUCCCCUCUUGUAUGUUUGGAAUUUAUGUUCUGAAUAUACCUAAUAAUGAUCUGCAAAGUUGCCCUGGUUUUUCAUGUUGUAUGCGUGUCCAUGAUUGGAACAUUUAACUAUGAAUAUAUUCCAGGAUUUCUCAACUGGAGUUCUGUGGCACCCUAGGGUUCUAUGAGAAGUCACUAGGGAUUCCCUGGGAGAUCACGAUUUAUUUUUUAAAAUUUAAAACAUUUAAAUUCUGGCAAUGCAUUCUUACAGAGAUGAACAAAAAUCUGGUUGCAACUCUUAUCUGAGCUCUCUGGCAGUGCACUAUAGUCUUUCCAUUUUGAAAGGCUGUUAUUAGUUCAACAACUUCUCUAAUAAAUACCUGAUCCCCACAUGGGAUUUCAGAGAAUAUGUUGGUGGUGGUAUCCAUAUUCUGGUUGGUCCUUUCUGUACAAACAAAGAUGUCAUGGGGAUGUCUUAAAGAAAGUGGUUGCUCAUUUUUUGUCUAGAUAGUGUGGACAAAUAAAGUGUGUAAGGAGAAAGCGUUUUUUUCUCACUGUCGGUUUCUUCACAGCAUGUACCCAUCAUUUUCUGCUGCAGGGAUUGAUUGUGCCACCCGCCGUUAAUGCCAUUCAUCGUGCCGCUCUAAGUUGUCCCAGUGCUGUUUCCUUUGCUUGCAUUAUAGGUGGCUGCUAUUUCAGUUUGUAUAAUUCACGAUUAAGCUAAGUUUUCCUUGCCGACAAUGUUCAUCCCCCCCCAUUUUUUGUUUUCAAUGAAGUAUCUUCAGAACUACAAGGACACAAUAUGAAAAUCAGCUGUGAUUCUCAUAUUGUGUUUUUGUAGCUGUGAAGACACUUCAUUGAAAACAACACAAAAAUGGGGGGGGGAGACACAUGUGCAUCAUCGGCAGGGAAAACUUAGUUUAUUCAUGUACUUUACAAGCUGAAAUAGUGGCCCCCUGCAAUGCAAGUUCAGGAAACAGGCACAGUCCUGGGAACAACUAGCGGCAGGCAGCAUAGUGAAUCCCGGCAACAGAAAAUGGCUGGCACAAGCUACAGAGAAACCAAAAGUGAGAGCUUUAAACUUGGGUGGGAAAGAUAAGAUGUUAUUUUCAAAUAAGAUGUGCCUUUUAAAAAAAAACACCCCAGGUUGAGCAGAAAUAAAGUGACCUGAGGAUGUCUUGAGGGAAAAGUUGUGCAAAAUUUUCUCCCCAAAUGCUUCUUUUCAUGUUCUCAAGACAUUUUAUUUGUGUUGUGCAGAAAGCACUUUUAUAUAGUUGAAUCCAUUCUUAAUUUUUUGACACAAGAAAGGGGAGACCAUGGAGGCUAUGCUGCAGGAGAGGAUAAAGUGCAUUUUUCAAGAAAUUAAUGGACUCAUCCAGCAUGACCUUUGACAUCAAUCUCUCCCUCCUGUGCUGUUUUCUUGCAAUUUUCCUGUAGUUAUUUUAUCCUGUUUUCUUAAAUAAACUUCAUUUAUUAAGCCGUG